AUGAUCCUUCAAAAAUCUUCAAAGCUUCUGAUACUUCUGCUACUUCUUGCUAUCUCUUUUAUAAGAACGCGAGGCCUUAACAGUAUUAUAAACGAGCUAAACAAACGUCUGCUCAUCUCCACAAACAUUUUGUACUGCAACCGAACCGAUGUACUACGUGAAUACGAGAUCAAGUACCUCCGACAAAUGCCACUUAUAAACCUGAUGAUAUUUAGCUCAGCUAAAUCCUUUAAUGCUACUCGAAUUGAAUACAAUUUGGGAGCUGACAACAAACUCUUUUUGAUCUUGGGUAAUGAAGAACCGCCCUAUGAUUUCUUUCACGCCUUGAACCUGCAUUUUCAAGAAGCUGAAUACAUAUUAGUUAUAGAUAACCCCUUACAUCUAAGGAGGGAAACCAAGUGGUUGGAUUUUGUAAGGCACUUGUGGCAGCAAGGGUACGUGAAUUUGCUAUUUUAUACCUCUUACGAUGAAAAACUAUAUCACAAAAUGGUAUUUCCCGAGGUGCUGAUAGAGGAGGCUUCUAUAAAGCACUAUAUAUCCGUUCGCGGAUCGUUCAGGAACCUAUAUGGUUAUCCGGUUCGGGUUGCAGCCUACAAUAACGUCCCGCGCUCUAUGAUCUACGAGAAUCGCUGGGGUGAGAAGGUAUUUGCUGGGUUCUACAUGAGGUUUAUAAGGGCUUUUAUUGGCUCCAGGAAUGGCAGCUUUGUGCCAGUUCUCACGCCGAGUGAUUCGCCCGGAAAUUGUACACUGCAUUUGCGCAAUGAAACGGUGGAUGUGUGUGCCGAUGCCCUGGCAGCGAAUCCCGCGGCUUUCAGUCUGACCCAUGGAUUCAGGAUAGCCUCGGCGAAUGUUUUCGUGACCCAUGCCAAGCCCCUACAUUCCUAUCGAUAUCUUACCGCUCCAUUUCAGUGGAGUGUAUGGCUCUGCUUGGCUGGCUACGUAAUCGUGGUAGUAAACUUCCUGAGCCUGAUACACUGGCUAAGAAGUGGAAAAUGGGAUUUCAGCAAACAUCUCCUCGAGGUCUUCAGCUCACUUUUAUUCAGUGGAUUCUACUUGAAAGAGAUUCACGGAAGGGAGAGAUACAUACUCUUCGGAGUGCUGUUCAUAGCUGGAUUUGUCUACUCCACCGAGUAUCUGGGAUUGCUGAAGAGUAUGUUGAUCUCGGAGGUUUUCGAAAAGCAAAUCGAUACCUUUGAGGCAUUGGUUGAGAGCAAUAUAACGCUGAUGGUGGAUCCGUACGAUCAGACUCUGUUCGCCAAAUACAACAUGCCCAAGAUACUUGCUCCACUAAUGGAGCCAGUCAGUUUUGAGACUCUCUUGGAGCAUAGAAAUCGCUUUGACCAGGAUUAUGCCUAUAUACUGUUCUCGGAUCGAAUGGCCUUAUACGACUACGCCCAGCAGUUCCUGAAGCACCCGAAGCUCUUGAGGAUUCCCAUUGACUUCUCGUUCCUUUACACCGGCAUCCCGAUGCGGAAGAGAUGGUUCCUGAAGCACCAUUUGGGCCACGCCUGGUACUGGGCCUUCGAGAGCGGUCUUACGAGGAAACUGGCCUUGGAUGCCGACUACGAGGCGGUCCGCGUGGGCUACCUAAACUUUCUCAUCACGGAACAUGUGGAGGCCCAGCCGCUGGACGUGGAUUAUUUCGUCAUGCCGGCAAUUGCUCUGGCCCUCGGCUACAUCCUGGCCUUUUUCAGUUUUGUCAUCGAGAUGACGGCCUGGCGCAUGAGAGGAGUCCUGGGAUGCAAGAUGGGGACGAGUACCGGUUGCCCAGAAGGCGGCUAUGUUGAUGUUGAUUGA
This is a messenger RNA of Drosophila biarmipes, 1797 nucleotides long. RefSeq lists its product as uncharacterized. The record is from RefSeq and is a predicted model, not a curated record. NCBI's taxonomy places the organism in Eukaryota, Metazoa, Arthropoda, Insecta, Diptera, Drosophilidae. The transcript has a single exon. Bases 1 to 1797 code for a protein of 598 amino acids.